Molecule: messenger RNA, 930 nt
Organism: Saccharomyces eubayanus
Lineage: Eukaryota; Fungi; Ascomycota; Saccharomycetes; Saccharomycetales; Saccharomycetaceae
Gene: PHO13
Product: 4-nitrophenylphosphatase
Exons: 1
Coding region: 1-930 (309 amino acids)
Molecular function (GO): alkaline phosphatase activity; phosphoglycolate phosphatase activity
Source: RefSeq, a predicted model, not a curated record
AUGACUGCACAAAAAGAAGCACCGGUAAAGAUAACCAACAAAGACAUUGCUCAAGAGUUCUUGAACAGAUAUGAUACAUUUUUGUUCGAUUGCGAUGGUGUCUUGUGGCUAGGUUCGCAUGCGCUACCAUACACCCAAGAGAUCUUGAAUCUUUUGAAACAGUUAGGGAAGCAAUUGAUCUUUGUGACUAAUAACUCCACUAAGUCUCGUUUAGCAUACACAAAGAAGUUUGCCUCCUUCGGUAUCGACGUUAAAGAAGAACAAAUCUUCACUUCUGGUUAUGCAUCAGCUGUUUACGUUCGUGAUUUUUUGAAGUUACAACCUGGCAAAGAUAAAGUUUGGGUAUUCGGUGAGAGUGGUAUUGGCGAAGAAUUGAAACUAAUGGGGUACGAGUCUCUUGGAGGUAACGAUUCGAGAUUGGAUGUACCAUUCAGCGCAAGUGAAUCACCAUUUCUGGUCGACGGCCUUGAUAAGGACGUUAAUUGUGUGAUUGCUGGGUUAGAUACGAAAGUAAAUUACCAUCGUUUGGCUGUUACACUACAGUAUUUACAAAAGGAUACUGUCCAUUUUGUGGGUACGAACGUAGAUUCCACCUUCCCACAAAAGGGGCACACCUUUCCCGGUGCUGGUUCCAUGAUCGAAUCAUUGGCAUUCUCAUCCAAUAGAAGACCAUCUUAUUGUGGUAAACCAAACAUGAAUAUGCUGAAUACCAUUGUGUCAGCUUUCAACUUAGACAAAUCAAGAUGUUGUAUGGUCGGUGAUAGGUUGAAUACCGAUAUGAAAUUUGGUGUCGAAGGUGGAUUAGGCGGCACACUAUUAGUUUUGAGUGGUAUUGAAACUGAAGAAAGGGCCUUGGAAAUUUCAGCUGACUAUCCAAGACCUAAAUUUUACAUUGACAAACUGGGUGACAUUUACACCAUGACCCAAUAA